Nicrophorus vespilloides is the source of this 1871-nucleotide messenger RNA. It is a transcript of the gene toy, whose product is annotated as paired box protein Pax-6. Gene Ontology annotation, molecular function: DNA-binding transcription factor activity, RNA polymerase II-specific; RNA polymerase II cis-regulatory region sequence-specific DNA binding. The transcript has 9 exons. Lineage: Eukaryota; Metazoa; Arthropoda; Insecta; Coleoptera; Silphidae. Gene Ontology annotation, biological process: regulation of transcription by RNA polymerase II; anatomical structure development. The record is from RefSeq and is a predicted model, not a curated record. Bases 514 to 1836 code for a protein of 440 amino acids.
CUGACAUGGAUGGUGCUGAUGCCAGUCUUUGGUCCGCUUCGCAUGGUAGCACAGUAGUCUUGAACACAUAUCAUACUUGAGCACGUGCCAUUACUGUGCGAAAGAUCACCGGACCACGAUUGAACGGGUAAUUACCGUCAAAUCAACCGGAAUCGCGUCUGUGCAAUCAACCGAGCUUAUUAAAGCGUCUUCGAGUGUUCCUCCUUCUCCGACGUGCUUCGACGUUUUACUUUUAUUUAUAUUUGCGUUGCGUUACGCUACUCUUCCGGAACAGACACUUCUUUAUAUCGGAAUCGAACAGGAAGACGAUCCGUGUUUUCAUCAUCAUCCGAGAACAACAUCUCCGACGCCGCCGACCCCAAAGCCCUCUGUAUAUCCACGAGGUGUCCGCAAUAGUUCAGGCUGGGAGCAACAUCCGGACCCGUCCCGACUCCGGGCGGGUUUUCUCCCGUCAUCUCUACGGCCAAGACACUGUCGCUGCGUGAUCCCACCUGUACGGAGACCUUCUGGAAGAUGCCACAUAAAGAAGAAGAUCUAAUGCAUCAUGCAGCCAUGAGCCAGAACGCGAUCUUCGGUUGCUCGACGGCCGGACACAGUGGCAUCAAUCAAUUAGGUGGCGUUUACGUGAACGGUCGCCCGCUUCCGGAUUCCACGCGGCAGAAGAUCGUGGAGCUGGCACAUUCCGGUGCUCGGCCCUGCGACAUCUCGCGCAUCCUGCAGGUCUCCAACGGAUGCGUCUCGAAGAUCUUGGGAAGAUACUACGAGACCGGUUCAAUUAAACCGAGAGCGAUAGGAGGUUCCAAACCAAGGGUAGCGACGCAGCCCGUCGUCAACAAGAUCGCAGAUUUUAAGAGGGAAUGCCCGUCGAUCUUCGCAUGGGAAAUCAGAGAUCGAUUGCUAUCAGAGGGUGUAUGCAAUAACGACAACAUUCCAAGCGUAUCGUCCAUAAACCGCGUCCUCCGCAAUCUUGCUUCUCAAAAGGAACAGCAGGCUUCAGCUCAGAACGAAUCCGUCUACGACAAACUGCGUAUGUUCAAUGGACAAGCACCAGGAUGGGCAUGGUAUCCAGGAACGCCAACCACGCCGCAUCUCAGUUUACCACCAGCACCUUCAGCGCUAACUAGUCAAAUCACACGAGACGAUCUCCAGAAACGAGCUGAGGUCUUGCACGAGAACACAUCCGACGGCAACUCCGAGCACAACUCUUCUGGAGAUGAAGACUCGCAACUUCGUCUGAGGCUGAAGCGGAAGCUGCAAAGGAACCGCACUUCUUUCACCAACGAGCAGAUCGACAGCUUGGAAAAAGACAAUGGUUUGAUUGCAGAAUUCGAGAGGACCCACUAUCCGGACGUGUUCGCGCGGGAGAGACUAGCUGAGAAAAUAGGAUUACCUGAGGCACGUAUCCAGGUCUGGUUCAGCAAUAGACGUGCAAAGUGGCGUCGCGAAGAGAAGCUGAGGAACCAGAGGAGAGCCGUGGAACAGGUCGCAGUCAGCCCACCGUCGUCAGCUGGAAGACUGCCCAUCAAUUCGGGAUUCAAUUCGAUGUACUCGUCGAUUCCUCAGCCCAUCGCCACAAUGGCCGACACAUAUAGCUCAAUGUCCGGCGGUUUAAGUAGUAGUUGUCUCCAGCAGAGAGAUCCCAGUGGAUAUCCCUACAUGUUCCACGAUCCUCUGCAUUCCCUCAGCUCCUCGUACAACUCGAGGGCAGCCGCCGCCGCCUGCAAUCCAGCAGUGGCACACGCACAGCAGACAACGCAUCCAGCAUAUGCAUCAUCUGCCACACCAACGUCUGUACCAUCCACUGGAACUGGUAAGUUCUUCCUUUACCACUACUAAUUUAGUUUUUCACUUACGUGCUGCUACUCAUUAAU